Messenger RNA from Kwoniella botswanensis, 3963 nucleotides. RefSeq lists its product as uncharacterized. The coding region runs from base 1 to 3963 and encodes 1320 amino acids. Gene Ontology annotation, cellular component: elongator holoenzyme complex; cytosol. The transcript is spliced from 21 exons. The record is from RefSeq and is a predicted model, not a curated record. NCBI's taxonomy places the organism in Eukaryota, Fungi, Basidiomycota, Tremellomycetes, Tremellales, Cryptococcaceae. Gene Ontology annotation, biological process: tRNA wobble base 5-methoxycarbonylmethyl-2-thiouridinylation. Gene Ontology annotation, molecular function: tRNA binding.
AUGAGAUCCCUCACACCUUUAGGAGUCCAUAUCUCAUCCCUCGAACAGUUCGGCUCAUCAAGUAAAGCUGGGAAUAUAGCUAUCAAUCCCGAGGAUGGAACGGUCUAUGUGACUGUAGAAAGAUCAAGCGAUGAUGGUGGUAUCGAGAUUGACAUACUACAGAUCUCAACGGAUAAUCCAGAACCCGAGGUUAUCGCAUCAUUCACAUCCCCAGUUCUCGCACCUUUCCCCAAGCCCUCUCAUCAGGGUGAAACGUUAGACCUACAUUACUUGCCGGACGAUAGAUCAUUGGUGAUACUUCUGGCAGGUGGUGAUAUAGCUACAUUAGCGUUAGAAGGUGAAGAUGGCGGUGUCGCUCCUGUCGAAGUCGUCGGAUCAGUGGAUAGCGGUAUAAAAGCUGCUGCGUGGGCACCGGACGAUGAGCAGAUCGUACUGGUAACUGGAGAAGAUAACUUGGUCUGUAUGACGAGACAUUUCGAUGUUAUACAUGAGGAACCACUCCGAUCAGAUGAUUUCGGUGAAGACAAAUUUAUCAACGUCGGUUGGGGAUCUAAGCAAACUCAAUUUCACGGAUCGCUUGGAAAAGCAGCUGCCAAACAACCCAUCAACAGCUCUCAAUCACUCUCACAUCCUACCGAUUCCGGUCUACCAUAUAUAACUUUCCGAGGUGAUGCUUCUUAUUUCGCUAUAUCAUCGUUAGAUCCAUAUUCAGAUGGAGAGUCAGCCCGACGACAAAUUAGGAUAUAUUCUCGAGAUCCAAAUACAGGAUUCGUACCCAAAUUAUCAGCGACUUCUGAAAGUUUACCUGGUCUAGAAGGUAAUCUGAGCUGGAGACCUACAGGAAACCUCAUUUCCACUUUGAUAAGAUAUGGGUAUCCGGGUGGAGGCGAGGGUCGAGAGGGUAAAUGGGAUAUAGCGAUGUUAGAACGAAAUGGGUUGCGACACGGUGGAUUCGAAUUGAGGGAGGACAAACAAACUUGGAAAGAUGGGAAAGUAAAAGGCAUGCAGUGGAAUAGUGAUUCUGAGGUGUUGGCAAUAUGGAUUGAAAGGAGUGAUAAGGAUGUUGUCCAACUUUGGUCAAUGAAGAAUUACCAUUACUAUUUGAAACAAGAGCUCUUCUCUCACAAUUCAACAUCACCGAGAUUCAAAGGGUUCAAAUGGCAUUCGGAAGACCCAUUAUCGAUCUACUUAUAUGGGGAGAACUUUGUUCAAGCCAGAACGUUCGUUUGGGAUACAUAUACUGCCAGAUUGCCUAUGCCGCAUGAUACCGCAUCCGUUGCGGUGGUGGAUGGUCAGAGACUACUUAUAACACCUUUCAGAACUCAAAAUACUCCUCCCCCGAUGUCCUCAUAUCACCUUGACCUACCGUCCGUACCGGUCCAUGUUAGUCUAUCAGAUACGACCGAUUCUUUGGCUGUUCUGUUCUCCGAUGAUUUAGUACAAGUCUGGGAUCUCAAUACUAGAUUACCCGACCUUAAAUCCGGAAGUAGACUAAGAGGUGGAGGAAAAGUCGCUGAACCCAGAUUACGAUACUCUACAAACCUGCAGACAGAAGGAAAGAGAUUGGUCAAGCAACUCGCUUUUGGACCUAAUGGCAAAGUCGCUGUACUCUCUUGGGCUGAGAAAGAGGGUUCGAUAGGCUGUCAAGUGAAUGUGGUGGAUGAAAAGGAAGAGACUGAAGUUGAGAAUCUGGAAGAAGACAUCGAAAGAUUACUUUGGACUGGAGAAGGAGAAUUGCUCGUAUUAACUACUGAAGGUCAAUUGACCAGUGUGGCCAGCGAUCAUCCCAUAGAUAUCACUCUCGGACCUCAUCCAACCGCUUUAUCCUACUCGUCAUCAUCCGAUCUCAUCUUCGCCCUUUCGCCAAACUCAAAAUUACAUCUCGCUGCUCUAGCACCUUCUUCACCCAUCUCCACACCAAUCGCAUCAAACGUGAAUUCUUACACCCUUACACCCGAUUUCCUCAUUUACACUACUACUUCUCAAACAUCCCAUUACGCCCCGUUACCUACGUUGAGACGCUUAGCACAUGGCGAUGACCUAUUACCACAUGAGAUGGUGUGGGAUGAAAGAAGGGUGGAAAGAGGGUCAUUGAUUGUUACUGCAUGUGAAAGUUCGAUGAGUCUGGUAUUGCAGAUGCCUAGGGGUAACUUGGAAACUGUUUAUCCUAGAGCUUUGGUUUUGGCUGUGGUCAAACAGGACGUUUUGUCGGGUAACUAUCGAAAUGCUUUCUUGCAAUGUCGUAAACACCGAUUAGACCUAAACGUACUAUAUGAUCUUGACCCCGCUCAAUUCAUGAAGAAUCUGAAAGAUUUCGUUGAACAAGUACCCGAAGUUGAUUAUUUGAAUUUAUUCGUAUCUUCACUCAAUUCCGCUGAUUCUGCAAGAGUAUUGUAUGGCGAUCAUAGUAAAGAUCCUUCUUCCUCAUCAUCUAAACCCAUCGACAAAGUCAACUCGUUAUGCGAUUCCCUUCGAUCGAUCCUCGAGCAAAGGGGAGUAGAACAAUAUGUCGAAACUAUCUUGACCACACACGUGUGCAAGCAACCUGCAGAUUACGAAUCGGGAUUGAAAGUGCUUUUGACGCUGCAGGCCGACCACCCUGAUAUCGUCGAAGACGCUAUCAAGUACAUCAUCUUCCUUUCUGAUGUGAACAGGCUGUACGACGUUGCUUUGGGGAUGUACAAUUUCCAAUUAGUCUUAAUGAUCGCUCAAUAUUCUCAGAAAGAUCCUAAGGAAUAUUUACCUUUCUUACGUGAAUUACGUGCAUUGGACAAAUGGGAUCAAAGAUUCAUGAUAGAUGAUCAUCUGGCAAGGAGAGAAAGUGCAUUGAGAAAUCUCAAACAGUGCGGUCCGGAACGAUUCGAAGAAGCUUCUUCUUAUCUAUCGCGAUACGAGCUAUAUGAUGAAGCAUUUGUGUUGUAUGCCGAUGAACCUGAACAUCUCCAAGUGAUACACAAUCUGUAUGGUGACUAUCUAUACGAUAGAAGAGAAUUUACCGAUGCUGCUAUAUCAUACAUCCUUGCCAAGAAAGAGGACAAAGCCAUGAAGGCUUAUGAGAAAGCCCAUGCUUGGAGGGAGCUGUUCACUUUGGCUAAGAAAUUGGGAGUAUCGAAAGAUGAUACAAUUCAGAUAUGCGAAAGAGUUACUGAUCAUCUGUCAUCUCGGGGAAGGCAUCUGGAAGCUUCGCAGGUGUUCAUCGAACAUGCUUCGGAUGUUGAUAGUGCUGUGGAUGUUUUGUGUAGAGGAACAGAGUUUAGUGAAGCUUAUAGAUUGACUUUCCUUCACGACCGAUCGGAUUUGAUCGAAUCGAUGAUUCACCCCGGACUUGAAGAAGCGCACGAAGCUCUGAUGGAAACGUUUGAAGAGAUGGAGGGUCAAUUGGAUAAGGAAGUCAAUAGGUUGAAAGACUUGAGGAAGAUAAGAGAGAAUGAUCCUGAAUCAUUCUUUAUUGUCGAUACUGAACCUGCUAUCGAAGGUGUAGACGUAGCUACCAAUGCUACUACAGCUGUCACUGGAUUCACAAGAUACACUGUGGCUCCUACGACUGUUUUCUCACAGACUACCAAGAUGACUGGACAAACUGCGAAAUCCAAGAAAAGCAGAAAGAGGGCUACUGGUCGUAAAGGUACAGUAGAUGAGUACGAGUAUCUGGUAGCUAGUAUUGGUAGACUGGUGGUUAGGGUUGAUGAUAAGAGCAACGAAGCUACCUCCCUUCUCCGACACCUGCGUCUAGCCACCCCAGAUCAUUUCGAGCUCUCUAAAUCACUGCAAACUGCCCUUAUGGCGUUCAGGGAGAAAUUGAACCAGUCGAUAGAAUUCGCUUGGGAAGGUAGAGAAGAUAUAUUGAAAGAGGUUGUAGAAUCUGGAGGAGCAGGGUUGGAAGAAGGUCUGGAUAAGAGCUUGGCUUUGGUAAGACCCGUUGUAGGAGGUUGGAAAGGUCUGGGUAUAUUAGUUGGUCAGUAG